Messenger RNA from Limanda limanda (common dab), 5194 nucleotides. RefSeq names its product DENN/MADD domain containing 5A (gene dennd5a). Gene Ontology annotation, molecular function: guanyl-nucleotide exchange factor activity; small GTPase binding. The transcript is spliced from 23 exons. Lineage: Eukaryota; Metazoa; Chordata; Actinopteri; Pleuronectiformes; Pleuronectidae. Bases 49 to 3933 code for a protein of 1294 amino acids. The record is from RefSeq and is a predicted model, not a curated record.
GUAUGCUCCCGGCCGAGGGGAGAAGGGAACCACCGGGCCACUCGCACCAUGACCACCGGCUUCAGCUCCGGUUCCUGCCGGUUCGCAGACUAUUUCGUGAUCUGCGGACUCGACACGGAGAGCGGACUGGAACCCGACGAGCUGUCCGCUUUAUGCCAGUAUAUAGAGGCUACUAAAUUCAGAGAUGGGGCCAGAGGAAAAUUGGCAAAUGCAGAAGAAGGUGAGAAUUUUGAGCAGAGUCCGCUGCGGAGAACCUUCAAAUCCAAAGUUCUAGCCCAUUUUCCAGAAAAUGUCGAGUGGAAUCCAUUCGACCAGGAUGCGGUUGGCAUGCUCUGCAUGCCAAAGGGUCUGGCGUUCAGGACGCAGGUCGAUUCCCGGGAGCCUCAGUUCCACUCCUUCAUCAUCACCAGAGAGGACGGCUCACGGACCUACGGCUUCGCCCUCACCUUCUUCGAGGAGGUGACCAGUAAGCAGAUCUGCAGUGCCAUGCAGACUCUUUACCACAUGCACAAUGCAGAGCAGUACGACAUCCUGCACACUCCCACCUCACCACAGGGACUGGAGGAGCAGCGGCACCAACCGACCCAACAUCAUCGUCACCUGCUCCACGCUGCACCCGCCAUCUCCCGCCUGCAGCGCUUCAACUCGUAUGACAUCAGCCGUGACACCCUGUACGUGUCAAAGUGCAUCUGCCUGAUAGCACCCAUGGCCUUCCCUCAGGCCAGCAGGAAGGUGCUGCAGCAGCUUCACCAGGCUGUGUCCUCCCCCCAGCCCCCACCCCUCCCGCUGGAGAGCUACAUCUACAACAUCCUCUACGAAGUGCCGAUGCCUCCCUCCGGGCGAUCCCUCAAGUUCUCAGGCGUCUACGGGCAUGUGGUGUGUCAGAGGCCGAGCACGUCUGAGCUGCCACUCUUUGACUUUCCCAUGUGUGAGAUGUUUACUCUGCUGGGGGUGGAGAACGUUCUUCAGCUGUUCACCUGUGCCCUGCUCGAGAUGCAGAUUCUGCUUUACUCACAGCAUUACCAGAGGCUGAUGACGGUGGCAGAGAGCAUCACAGCCUUAAUGUUCCCCUUCCAGUGGCAGCAUGUGUACGUUCCCAUUCUGCCUGCCUCCCUCCUCCACUUCCUGGACGCGCCUGUGCCGUACCUCAUGGGCCUCCACUCCAACGGGCAGGACGACCGCACCAAGCUAGAGCUGCCACAGGAGGCUAAUUUGUGUUUUGUGGACAUCGAUAAUCACUUCAUCGAACUUCCCGAGGAGUUGCCCCAGUUUCCCAACAAGCUGGAAUUCAUCCAGGAGAUCUCAGAGGUGCUCAUGUCCUUCGGCGUAUCUCCAGAGGGAAACAUUCAAUCCAGUGAUAGCCAGGUGAAAUACCUGGGCCUCAGAUCUGUUGACAUGGUCUCAGACAAGCGCAACGGCAACCUGGCCUCGCCCCUGAACUCGUACCUGCUGAGAGAGAACGAAACUAUCGCCAGACUACAGGCCCUGGUCAAGAGGACAGGUCUCAGCCUGGAGAAGCUGGAGGUGAAAGAGGACGCCAGCAGCAUCAAGGACGUGCGGGUUCAGUGUGACGAGGAGGAGCUAAAGAUGCACCAGUUCAACGUCCACGUCCGAGAGGUCUUCGCCAACCGCUUCACCCAGAUGUUCGCCGACUACGAGGUGUUUGUCAUCCAGCCCAACCAGGACAAAGAGUCUUGGUUCACCAACCGAGACCAGAUGCAAAACUUUGACAAGGCCUCCUUCCUGUCUGACCAGCCGGAGCCCUACCUGCCCUUCCUGUCACGUUUCUUGGAGACGCAGAUGUUUGCCUCCUUCAUCGACAGUAAGAUCCUCUGCCAUGAUGACGAGGACAAGGAGCACACGCUGAGGGUGUUUGACUCCCGCGUGGAUAAGGUCCGCAUGCUGAACGUCCGCACGCCCACGCUGCGCACAUCCAUGUACCAGAAAUGCACAAACAUUGAAGAGUCAGAGAAAGCCAUCGAGAUGAGAGUGACAAAGAUCGAUCACACUGCCCUCCACCCCCACCUGCUGGACAUGAAGAUCGGUCAGGGACGCUACGAGCAGGGUUUCUUCCCGCGGCUGCAGUCUGCCGUGCUCUCCACUGGGCCCGUUUGCAACAAGUGGACCAAGAGGAGUGCUCCAGCCCAGUGGAGGCGGAGGGAUCGACAGAAGCAGCACGCUGAGCACCUUUAUUUAGACAACGACCAGAGAGAGAAGUACAUCCAGGAAGCCAGAAACCUGGGCACGACCAUCCGACAGCCCAAACUGUCCAACCUGUCGCCUUCCGUCAUCGCUCAGACCAACUGGAAGUUUGUAGAAGGGUUGCUGAAGGAGUGCAGGAACAAGACCAAGCGUAUGCUGGUGGAGAAGAUGGGGCGGGAGGCCGUGGAGCUGGGUCACGGAGAGGUCAGCAUCACCGGCGUUGAGGAGAACACUCUGAUCGCAAGCCUCUGUGACCUGCUGGAGAGAAUCUGGAGCCACGGGCUGCAGGUCAAACAGGGUAAAUCAGCCCUAUGGUCCCACCUCCUGCACUACCAGGAGAGCAAAGAGAAGAACAAUCCCACUCCCGGUGGUUUGGGACCUCCAGGUUUCAUUCAUGACCAGGAGAGACGCAAAUCUGAUGGUGGUGGAUCAGCCAUGCCCCCUCUGAAAAUCUCUCUGAUCCAGGACAUGAGACACAUUCAGAAACUCAGUGAGAUCAAGACGGAUGUGGGCAAGGCCAGAGCGUGGGUUCGCCUCUCGAUGGAGAAGAAGCUGCUCUCCAGGCACCUGAAGCAGCUGCUGUCAGACCACGAACUUACAAAAAAACUGUACAAGCGCUACGCCUUCCUCCGCUGUGAUGAUGAGAAGGAGCAGUUUCUUUACCACCUGCUGUCCUUUAAUGCCGUGGACUACUUCUGUUUCACCAACGUCUUCACAACCAUCAUGAUCCCAUACCAUGUGGUGGUGGUUCCCAGUAAGAAGCUGAGCGGCUCUAUGUUCACCGCCAACCCCUGGGUGUGCGUCUCCGGUGAGCUGGCAGAGACCGGAGUCCUGCAGGUCCCCAGAAAUACUCAGGAGAUUACUUUUGAGUGCCAAAACCUGGGCAAGCUCACCACAGUCCAGAUGGGCCACGAUAACUCGGGACUCUACGCAAAGUGGCUCGUGGAAUACGUCGUUAUCCGCAAUGAAAUCACAGGGCACACCUACAAGUUCCCGUGUGGCCGCUGGUUGGGGAAAGGCGUGGAUGACGGCAGUCUGGAGAGGAUCCUGGUGGGAGAGCUGAUGACCCCCAGCUCAGAGAACGAUGAGAGGAUGUGCCGCACACCCCCAAUGCAGCAGUCCCCGGGGAUGAUGAGGAGGUUUGUGACCAUCUCACCGAACAGCAAACCAAAGUUAAACACAGGUCAGAUCCAGGAGGGAGUGGGAGAGGCCAUCAAUGGGAUCGUGAAGCACUUCCACAAGCCGGAGAAGGAGAGAGGCAGUCUGACCCUCCUGCUCUGUGGGGAGUACGGCCUCGUCUGGGCUCUGGAGCAGGUUUUCCAACACGGUUUCAAAUCACCCCGACUCUUUAAGAAUGUCUUCAUCUGGGACUUCUUGGAAAAGGCACAAGUGUACUUUGAAGGUGCGGAGCAGCGCGAGGUGACUCCGGACGAAAACUGGCAAACCAGAGUUCGCCACUUCUGCCGCUUCAUGCGCGCCAUCAGCAACACAUCCAGAAACAUUGGCAAGGACGGGAAGUUCCAGAUGCUUGUGUGUCUGGGUGCAAGGGACCAUCUGCUGCAUCACUGGAUCGCUCUGCUCGCAGACUGUCCCAUCACUGUUCAGAUGUACGAGGAAAUGGCACUGAUUAAGGAUCGCUCGUUGGUGAACUCUCUGAUCCGAGUCCUGCAGACGCUGCAGGAGUUCAACAUCACUCUGGAGGCUUCGCUCGUCAAAGGCGUUGGUAUCUAAACCCAACCAACCAUCCCACCAGAUGCACCGGAGGAGGAAAAUCACUGGGGACCACUGAAAAAGAAUAACAGAACCUUUUAUAUGCAGAACCUGACUUGAACAAAGGACGUUUUCUGGCUUAUAUUAAAGCUACUGUUACAUUUGCCAUAUAUCAAGUGCAAUGAGCCUUUCAAGAUACCUUGUUAUUUUUAUCCUCGACGAUGUUGCCAUUAGAUGUUAAAAUUAUGUUUUCUAUUAUGAUUCAUGAUUUUCACAUUAUCGACGAUGACCUACUUGUGCUAUAACGUUUCAUUGAAAGCUAAAUAUUUUCAUUGUUAUCGUGAACUGCUGACAAUGGCUAUAUUUAAGGGAAAGCGAGGAUCAAAACUGUUAAUAUAUUUUCAGAGAAAAACAGUAUUAUUUUGUUAAACCAGUCAAGUUGCUUGCUCUGUCGUCAACUCAGAUUCCAAUGUCAUAAUGCAGAGCUUAAAGCAAAUGAUGUAGAAGUAUGCUUUAUAAGUAUGCGUGAGAGGGAGGUUUGUAGAGUGGACGAGGAUUCACCUACAUAAGAAAAACAAGCCCAUUACAUUUGAGCCUUUCCCUGAGAAAUGUACGAGUAUGCAAAUCUUUUACAUGAAUUACCUUCAGAGAAAAUGUUCCUUCUUGCAUGUGGAGACUUUGUGAUUUAAGCUUGUUUCCAGUGAUGGACAUUGAUAUUCAGUUGGAUAAAGGAAAAUAGCCCAAGUCUUUGGUUUGUGUUCCAGACACACAUCCCCCAAGUGAUGCUUUGCCCAGCUUUCUGUGCAAAGUUGAUCACAGUCACAGCCUCUGUAUAAGUACCUCCAGCCAGGCCCCCCCCCAGCCCUUACACUACACCUGCCCUCUUCCCUGCACACAGCGUGAUGGCCUCUGCCGGCUAAUCUCCUGCUUCCCUUCAGAUUUUGUUAUAUCAUGGUUUCUUGCUAUGCAAUAUCCAGAAGAGAAAAGUCAACCCCCUCAAACUCCAUGUUCUGGUGUGUUGAGGUAGAACCGGGCCCGCCUCCGUUACAUCCAUCGAACUUUACUGUGCAGAAAAAGAGAUUUGAUAUGUGAAGGACUUCUUUUCUGUGCCAACAAUGUCUGGAAUGACUGUGUUGUACUCGUCUGUGUACAACCCACACAUGAGCAUCUUGGGAGAUAUAUAUUUUUGUUUUUCCAAUACGGUUGUACAUUUAUUGACAUAGCUGUGUAAUGUAGUGUUUACUAAGUGAGCAACAGUGUACAGUGUAAAAAUAUAUUAAGA